GCAAAAGAAGACGGCGGUGGUUGUUUUACUCGAGCGAAUUCUCUGAUUUUCGCGAACCGAUUGGAAUUCGUGUCCCCGUCGCAUAAAUCGCGACGAUUAACUUAGCCGUCCAUUUUCCUAACCUCCAAAACACUCGGAUUCUCGACAUCAACAUCGAUAUUUUCCCUUUAAAAAUCGUCUUAAAUCUCUUUCUCUCGAUCUCGCUCUCUCUUCCUCUCUCCCGCACUUCCAUCCAUCUAUCUUCUCUAUCCUGCGUACUUCGUUCUUCGUUAUUUUCAUUCCCUAUGUUUUUUUCUAUUGCCUUUAAACUCUAUCCUUCUCUCUCUCUCUCUCUCUCUCUCUUUCUCUCUCUCUCUCUCUCUCCCUCCCCUCCGCUUCUUUCCUCUUUCCCUCCCGCGCCGUGUCUUUCUGACGUAUUGAAAAGUAUCCCUUGUCCUACUGUGUGAAGAACGUGACCGUUGUCAACACGCGACAUUUAAAGAACACAGACGAGCAUUGUGCGACGUAUCGCUCCGCGGGAGUCCAACUUUUGUGGUGCCGAAACUGCCAAGUAGCAGGGAUCCCGACGUGUCGCGUAGACGGCGAUAAUUUCUGCGCGCGACGAUCGGAGUGCGGUGACGAGUUCGCGGUGGCCACGGCUCAGCUUCCUGUGCCGAGCAAAACAGGCAAAAUUCCGACGAUUUACGGUCUAUGAGCGCCAAGAGUCAGGGGGACCCUGGAGAAGAUCACGUUUCCAGGUGUCACGAGAGUUGGUUGCGUCCUUUAGCGUCCGCCCCGUAAAAGAGAAAAAAAUAAAAUAAAAGGAAAAAAAUUAGAAAGAAGGAAACGCUUGCUUUUUUCGCGGGGAGUAGCGUGUCGUCGCGUGUUUGACAGCGAAUUGUUCCGAGAGUUUAUGUGAUCGAGAAACAAACGCUCGGUUCUCCGAACAUCUCCGAUUCGUACGCGUGUUAAAAUCGAUACGAUCGGCGGAUCGAGAUGUUCUCAUGAAACAUUGUGGAGGUUCUUUGCCGCCUUCUGUCUUUUCUCUCGCAAUUCCUUGGCACGAUCUCCCUAUUUCUCCUUUUCCCGCUCCGCUACUCCGUCUCUCUCAUAAACACUCGUUCCUACAAAAGAUUUGUUUACAGCAACGUACUUUACUUUCGUCAUGUGAGAUCGCGAAAUCGGUAGGAGCUGAGAGCCCUUGCAGCGACAUGAAGCGCGCAGCUGCAAAGAAGCUCAUCGAACGUUACUUUUAUCAACUUACGGAUGGAUGUGGAAAUCCUCAUUGUGACAAUCAGCAUUGUGCCUCCAGUGGCAAAGUAACUAAUCUUACUCCAAAUCAAGCAGCCGCACAAGCGAUACAAUUAUUCUCGCAAGAAGCAAGACUGUGCGAUGGUACACAACCCAGUAAAGUUGCUCGAACUACUAUAGAGCCUGGACAAACGUCAUUAGCUAAGAGUCUACCUGUAAAAAGUGUUAAUUCUACAAGCUCUGAUGAAGGAAAACAAGAGUCAUAUCUUACGGAAGUUAAGCUUCUGGAUAUUAUAGAAAAAUGUAAAGCAGAAGAUUCAUAUUCUUUAUUAAUUCGUACUUUGGGAGAAGUGUUUUCUUCUGGAAAAGCAUUAAGUCUCAGUUUUCAAAAAACUGAGAAAAAUAAUUCUCCUUUGACGGCACUUCUUGAACGAGCACCAGACAGUUUGUUAAGGCCACCCGCAGAUUUGAAUAAAGAAGCGGUACGAUCUUUACAGGGAGAAGAUAAAGAAGAAGAUAGCAGUGAUCCAUCACCUACAGUUCCUAAUAAUGACGAUACUAGUGUUGACUUACCAUCGGUUCGUAGAGCUUUUGAAGCACUUUGGUCUCUGCCAGGUGAGGUAUUUGAAUCAGCUCUCGUCAAUGCGCUAGUCACUUUAGCGGAUGACAUAGAAUUAGAUCUGAGAGUAUUUCGUAUGGUACGUUGGGACAGCAUGGAUAGUUUGUUAAAUGUAUUUCUCAUUGUUUUUGAAAUUCCAAUGCUUGGAAAUAGCGAAUAUUUGGAAUUGGCUCUGCAUAUGCUGUGUAAAGCGUUGAGCUGUGUGCCGGUAUUGGCCCAAGCCAAGUUAGCACGCGUAUGGGCCAAACAUUGCAAAUCGCGACUUCCAAGCCUUCUGCAAGCACUUCAAGAACUCAUAACUGUCAAGGUAAUUGGAGGAUCUUUCACACGUGAUUAUUGCGUGCAAGAUGCAGACACUAUUACCGCGCCUACGAAAGUUAUGAAAAUUCUAUAUUAUGCAAGUAUGUUGGCUGGUGAAUUAGAUCCUCCUGAGUUAAUUUUGAGCGACGAAAGUGAACCGGCUAGUAGCGAUAAAAAUGCUUCACGAUCAGCAAUAUCAGGACAGAUCCCUCAGGAUCUAUUAGCGACAGAAUUAGGAAUUACUGCACUGGAUGCACGUAAACCUUUCAUACCAUUUACUGAUUUUUACAAUGAGCCACUUAGCGAUGCCAUAGAGAUGGACAAAGAUUUCGCUUAUUACAAAAGCGAAGAGCCACAGAAAUUUAGCUUUAUGAAUUAUGCUUUUAUUCUUACGCCGGCUACUAAAACUUUGGGCUUGUAUUAUGAUAAUCGUAUCAGAAUGUAUAGCGAACGACGUAUGAGCUUUUUGCAAACCGUUGUCGGGCAACCAACUAAUCCAUAUCUCAGAUUAAAGGUACGAAGAGAUCAUUUAAUAGAUGACGCAUUGGUGGAAUUGGAAAUGGUGGCGAUGGAAAAUCCAUCCGAUUUAAAAAAGCAAUUAGUUGUCGAAUUCGAGGGAGAACAAGGUGUUGACGAAGGAGGUGUAUCUAAAGAAUUCUUUCAAUUAGUUGUUGAAGAGAUAUUUAAUCCUGAUUUUGGCAUGUUUACCACUCAGGAAGAUACACAAAUGACAUGGUUUAAUCCAACAUCAUUUGAGAGUGACGCACAGUUUACAUUAAUAGGCAUCGUUAUUGGUUUAGCAAUUUAUAACAAUGUAAUUCUGGAUGUACGUUUUCCAAUGGUAGUCUAUAGAAAAUUAUUAGGCAGGAAAGGCGGUUUUCCGGAUUUGGAGGAUUGGAGUCCGACAUUGUAUCGAACAAUGAAAGAAUUAAUAGAGUAUACGAGAGAUGACAUGUCGGAGACAUUUAUGCAAACUUUCCGAGUGAGUUACAGAGACGUGUUUGGAUCGUUAUCGUUCCAUGAGCUCAAAGAGAAUGGUGAUGAAUUGUAUGUUACGCAGGAAAACAAAAAGGAAUUUGUUGAUCUCUAUGCGGAUUUCUUGCUUAACAAAUCCGUGGAGAGACAAUUCAACGCUUUCAGACGUGGCUUCCAAAUGGUUUCAGACGAGAGUCCGCUCGCAUUACUCUUCAGACCUGAAGAGAUUGAGCAGCUCGUUUGUGGAAGCAAAAUAUUUGAUUUUGCUGAGCUGGAAGCAGCUACGGAGUACGAAGGUGGCUAUACCGUGGAUAGCAAAGCGGUACGUAACUUUUGGCGUGUAGCGCAUUCCUUACCACCAGAAAGUCAACGAAGACUUCUUCAAUUCACUACGGGUAGCGAUCGAGUACCUGUCGGCGGUCUUUCGAGACUGAAGAUGGUCAUUGCCCGACAUGGUCCUGAUUCUGACAGAUUACCAAUAGCACACACAUGCUUCAAUGUGUUACUGUUACCAGAUUACAGUACAAUAGAAAAAUUGCAAGAUCGCUUAUUGAAAGCAAUCAAUUAUUCAAAAGGUUUUGGCAUGUUAUGAACAUGCUUCAUCACUUCUCUUUCUUCCACCGUCUUUCGAAUGAUAUUCGAAGUACACAAUAAGACUCAAUUACUUUUGUCAUUUUAUUCUUAGCUAUUUUAUUCGGAAAUAUUUAUUAUAAUAAUAAUCCAAAACCGUGCCAGUGCGCUUAAUCAUGGAAACGUUGCUUAUGUGCAAUAUGAAUCAUCAAAAGGCUCCUAACGUUCUGAAAAUUCCAACGAAUCAAAUAUCGAAUCCUUUGUAUAAAACAUAUGUUCUUGAAAAAAUGCUUUGAAACUUGCAAUACUGCAAGAAUCGCUUGUACCAUACUGUGUACUUUUUCUACUGAAAUAUAGAUAACAAAGACCGAUUUUGUUGGCCAUUCCGAAAUGAUUGAGGGAAGAAGUGCAAGAGACAUUUCAAAACACACGAUUACAAUGAGUGUAAAAACCGAAUGGAACUGCAUUAUAGAAAUAAAUAUAUAACUUUAGUAAAACAUAGUCGACAUAAACAGGAUGCGUUUCAGGAACUCAAUGGUUGCAAUUAUUAUGUGAUUUUAC
Molecule: messenger RNA, 4255 nt
Organism: Trachymyrmex septentrionalis
Lineage: Eukaryota; Metazoa; Arthropoda; Insecta; Hymenoptera; Formicidae
Gene: Ube3a
Product: ubiquitin-protein ligase E3A
Exons: 12
Coding region: 984-3716 (910 amino acids)
Biological process (GO): protein polyubiquitination
Molecular function (GO): ubiquitin protein ligase activity
Source: RefSeq, a predicted model, not a curated record